Ahaetulla prasina is the source of this 2131-nucleotide messenger RNA. It is a transcript of the gene HTRA2, whose product is annotated as HtrA serine peptidase 2. Gene Ontology annotation, cellular component: mitochondrion. The transcript is spliced from 8 exons. Gene Ontology annotation, biological process: proteolysis; positive regulation of apoptotic process; programmed cell death. The record is from RefSeq and is a predicted model, not a curated record. Lineage: Eukaryota; Metazoa; Chordata; Lepidosauria; Squamata; Colubridae. Gene Ontology annotation, molecular function: serine-type endopeptidase activity; protein binding. Bases 37 to 1248 code for a protein of 403 amino acids.
ACUCCCGGCCUUCCCCGCGGCUUCCCCCGUCGAGCGAUGGCGACAAGGCUGGCGGCAGCGGUGGCCCUGCGGGCGUUCCCUGGGCGGCGGGGGGCGGCUCUCGCGGCGGCGGGGCCCCCCGGGGGCGGCCCCCGCGGAGAGCGGCCCUCGGGUUUCCCGUCCCUACGGUGGGCGGUGGCGGGCGGGGCGGCGGCGGGGGCGGCGCUGGGGCUGCUGCUGAGCGGGGCGGGCGGCCAGGAGCGCCCGCGGCUGCCGGUCCUGAGCGCUGCCGUGCCCGCCCCACCGCCGCGCUCCCCGCGCAGCACCUACAACUUCAUCGCGGACGUGGUGGAGCAGACGGCGCCGGCGCUGGUCUACAUCGAGAUCCUGGGCAGGCACCCUUUCUCGGGCCGGGAGGUGCCCAUCUCCAACGGGUCGGGCUUCGUGGUGGCGGCGGACGGGCUGGUGGUGACCAACGCGCACGUGGUGGCCAACCGGCGGCGCGUGCGGGUGCGACUGGCCAGCGGGGAACUGUACGACGCGGUGGUGCGGCAGGUGGACCAGGUGGCCGACAUCGCCACCCUCAAGAUCAGCCCCAAGCACCCGUUGCCGACGCUGCGCCUGGGCCGCUCCUCCGAGGUGCGGCAGGGGGAGUUCGUGGUGGCCAUGGGCAGCCCCUUCGCCCUCCAGAACACCAUCACCUCGGGCAUCGUCAGCUCGGCCCAGCGCGGAGGCCGAGAGCUUGGCUUGGCCGCCUCCGACAUGGAGUACAUCCAGACGGACGCCGCCAUCGACUUUGGGAAUUCCGGGGGGCCGCUAGUCAACCUGGACGGGGAAGUGAUUGGUGUGAACACCAUGAAGGUCACACCCGGGAUCUCUUUCGCCAUUCCCUCUGACCGCCUGCGAGUCUUUCUGGAGCAGGAGCAGAAGCACAAGGAGUCCUGGUUUGGGGGCUCUGAGGGCAGGCGCCGCUACAUCGGGGUGAUGAUGCUGACCUUGACUCCCAGCAUCCUGUCAGAGCUGAAGGGGAGGAACCCGUCCUUCCCUGAUGUCUCCUAUGGAGUCCUUAUCCACAAGGUCAUUGUGGGCUCCCCCGCUCAUCAGGCGGGCUUAAAAGCAGGGGAUGUGGUAACAGAGAUCAACGGGAGGACAUCCCGACGGGCAGAAGACAUCUAUGAAGCCGUGCGGACCCAGAGCCGCCUGACUCUGCAGGUCCACCGUGGCUAUGAGGUGCUCCUGCUGACUAUCACCCCAGAAGUUACAGAAUAGGGGACUCAAAGCGGGACUCAGCUGCCCCAGCCCCUCAGAUUCCAAAGGCUCUUUUCAUUGAGUCAAGACCAGACUGGGCCGCUGGUCCCCAUGGCCUUGACUGGAAAAUGGAUGGGACCUGGCUGGUCUCGCACAGAGCCUCUUGUUCCUCUGGUGGGUCCCUUCAUUCUGGGGUUCUGGAGAAGGGGCAGUGAGCCGCUGUCUCCAGGAGCCUUUAGUGGAGAACCUCUUAUCUGUCUGGCCUUUAAAUGAAAAGUGACCCUGAAGGCACUUAUGCCACUCCCAGCUAGAAGAUUGGCAAGCAGGAGACCUUGCCUGGUGGGGUGGGAAUCUUUCCUGGACUGCCAUCUUGCUCAGCCUGUCCCUUGGAGGAGGGAUACUCUACACGAGGUGUUCUUAGGCCCUGUAAUCCAGGUAUUUGGAACUUUGUCGAGCACAUCCUUGAGAAGGUGACGGGAGUUUUUGCCCUGCUUGCAAAGGAACCCCACCCCUUUUCCACAUGCUCUGAAAGAGAAGCUGGGGAGACUCAACUAAGAGCAGUAGUUCUGCAGUCAAAAGGACGCCAUACUUUGUGCCAGCCUAUCUCAUCCGCAGAGACCGCCUCCAGCAGUAGUGGGUUUCAAUUUUGGCCGCUACCAGUUUGUUUGUGGGCGCACAUGAGCGCAGCAAUUCUGCGCGUGCGCAGAGACGUCUGGGUUAGUGGUCAGAGCCUCCCGCUAAUACCAGUUUGCCCAAUCUGGGGUGAACUGGUACCAACCCACCACUGGCCUCCAGGCUGGGGAUGUUUGGAACUGGAGUCCAGCAGUUGUGGCUGUGAACUUUGGAAAGCCCGAUGUAAAGGUUGGGAGUGUGUUCGCUGAAAUCAAUUACAUUUUUCAAGACA